AUCGAGGUGAAACUAUCUUAUGAAGGGUGCGAUGGCCAUCGGACGAAGAUUACUAGGUUGGACCCUAACACCCUAAGGUUAUGUGGUUCAACUCAAAAUAUCUAAGGCCACUUUAGGGUUGUCAAAUAGCCCUAAUAAAUAAGGAUGAGGGUGCCCCAAUCACCCUUACUCUCCCAUUUACAUUUCCUUAUUACUUUGUUUUUUCUUCCUGUAUUCUUGAGUGAGAGACGUCCACAAAUUCAUGUGAUUUAGAUAAGAACCAAGAUUUUGCAGAAGAGGUCCACAAAUUCAUGUGAUUUAUGUAAGAACCAAGAUUUUACAGUGAGAACUCCAGGUUUCGAUUUGUGAACCGUGUUCUUCAUGUUCAUCUUGUUCUUCACAAGUUCCCCUUUGCUCGUCUUCUUGUGUGGCUUGAUUUAUCAUUUUGAGACUAAUUUGAUUUGUUCUUUUUGUAUUGGCUUGAUCUAUGGCGUGAGUUGAUCUUUUCCACCGUAGGAAUUUGACUGAAUCCCCACGAAUUUGUAUAUCGGGACGAAUCAAGUUUGUGGUGUGGUUUUUGGGCUUUUUUAUUCUCCCUUGAUUUCCCGUUGAUUGGUUUCAAAUUGGAUGAUGAUCUCUUAGUGAUCACUCCUCUACUGCCUUGUGAUCAUGCAUACCAAGUUUGGUGGCAAUUGGUGUUGAUUUAGCCACAAAUCGGAUGAAUCAAGGGUGAGGGUGAUUUUGGGGUGCUACUGUUCUUCACUAUUCCGCGGUCCCUGGACACAGUCUAGCCCCAGUUAGCGGACAAUUUGCUAAUCGUGAGCGAGCACAGGUGAGCUUAGGCUUUGCUUGAAAUCAUCUUGUGGGCAAUCCGCUACCCCUGUGCGAGCAGUGUCUAGACUGUUUUCUCACAGUUUGGUUUUUGGAUUUUGUCCUGUGGACAAUCUGGGCCCUGACCUCGGAUAGUCUAGUCCGCCGUUGCUGCUUGUGUUCAGUCCAGAACUAUUUGCUGUCUUUCGGUUUUGGGAGGGUGAACGCUAGACAGUCCGGCCCUUAAAGUCUAUCAGUCGAGGCUUGCUCCGCGGACAAUUUGAGCUCCCUACCGGGCAGUCCGGGACUCAGCAGCGUGUGUCGUUUUCUUCCGUUCUUUCUCGUGUUUGUUUCCAUCGGUGCUUGAGUGUUCUUAAGUGUGUCUAAGACUUCGCUAAGGAUAUCUAGCUACCGGUUAACUUGUGUAUCUCUCAUUUUCCUCAAAAAAAAAACUUGUGUAUCUCUCAUUGUAUUGUGUUAGGGCUUGAUGUUGGAAUAGUGGUUGAAAGUUUCAAAUAAUAUUUAAGGCUCCCGUUCACCCCUUCUAAUCGCCGUCCUUCACUAAGUACUUCCGGUUCCAUUGCUUUCCUUGAAAACAAAGCGGGAGACAAGCUGUACCAAAUAAUUGGCAGCUGGCACGUCUAUUCAUUCGAUUUCCCACUACCCAAAUCAUCCGAUUAUGCCGAGGACAGGUUUGCACUAACUAACGUGCUAGUUCAAUCAUAGUCUCCUGAAUGCCUGCAAGGCCACUCGCAUUAGUAGCUCCACUACUGCGUCCCCUUCAAAAAGCAUCCAUCAUCGAUCGAGCUCUAUCGCUCGGCAGAAAUGGCGGCCAAGAGAGGUGAGCUGAAGCUGCUGGGCGUGUGGGACAGCCCGUACGUCAACAGGGUCCAAAUCGUGCUCAACCUCAAGGGCCUCAGCUACGAGUACGUCGAGGAAGACCUCCUCAACAAGAGCGAGCUCCUUCUCCAGUCCAACCCGGUGCACAAGAAGGUGCCCGUGCUCAUCCACGACGGCAAGCCGAUCGCCGAGUCGCAGGUCAUCGUCCAGUACCUCGACGAGGUCUUCGCCGGCACGGGCCCGUCGGUCCUCCCCGCCGACCCCUACGGCCGCGCCACCGCCCGCUUCUGGGCCGCCUUCGUCGACGACAAGGUCGGGUCUCCAUGGCACACCAUCCUGUUCGCGCGGGAGGCCGAGAAGAAGGCGGAUGCGGCGUCGCGGAUCAUCGCGGCGCUGGAGACGCUGGAGGGCGCGUUCAGGGACUGCUCCGGCGGGAGGUACGUCGACUACUUCGGCGGCGACGGCGUCGGGUUCGUGGACGUGGUGCUGGGCAGCUACCUGGGGUGGUUCAAGGUGUUCGAGAAGAUGGUCGGCGUCAGGGUCCUGGACGCGGCGAGGACGCCGCUCCUGGCCGCGUGGGGGGAGCGGUUCGCCGCCGCGGAAGCGGCGAAGGACGUCCUGCCGGAUGACGUUGACAAGGUGCUCGAGUUCCUGCAGCAGUUCCUGGAUUAGGUGGGCGCCACCACCAUGUGCUCCGGUGUCGAACUCCCAAUGUUUGCUUUGGUCAUUUUCAGUGCGCUGUUCUGUUAAUGGGUCGUCGGGUGUUUCCCAGUUGAUUCGAUAGAAUUGAGGCCUGAUUUUACCCGAGCAUCAAGCUGAAUUAUUCCAGGUUCUAGACAGGAACCACCAGUAAAAUCAUGAUGAAACGUUUCACAGAGAGUGGUUUUGGGUUUCAUA
Messenger RNA from Sorghum bicolor (sorghum), 2526 nucleotides. RefSeq names its product probable glutathione S-transferase GSTU6. The record is from RefSeq and is a predicted model, not a curated record. Gene Ontology annotation, biological process: glutathione metabolic process. Gene Ontology annotation, cellular component: cytoplasm. Lineage: Eukaryota; Viridiplantae; Streptophyta; Magnoliopsida; Poales; Poaceae. Gene Ontology annotation, molecular function: glutathione transferase activity. The transcript has a single exon. Bases 1615 to 2301 code for a protein of 228 amino acids.